UUAUCCAAGAUGGCGGCGUUCUUGGCAGUUCCGUUGAAAAAGACCUAUGAUGUUGAUCUUGUAAAACCUCUCAGAAGUUUCAUUCAAAACACCUUUUCGUCUGCUGAACCCGACGACUACAACCAUGCUCUCAGCGAGUUCAACAAACUUCGAAAUUUGAUGAUAAAUAAAUCUGUAGACAAACACGAAUCAGCGUUAGAAGUGCUGUACCGGUACUAUGACCAAGUUGCUGCUAUUGAGAGCAAGCUCCCUAUCACAGAAAACCAGAUCCGUGUGCAGUUCAAAUGGAGAGAUGCCUUUGAUGAAGGAGGCUUCCUGGCUGGGAAAAGAACACUUGCUAUUGCCUCUGGGUUGUAUGAGAAGGUCUGCAUGUUGUUCAACAUUGCUGCUCUCCAAACACAAAUUGCUUCAGUACAGAAUCAGGACAGUGACGAUGGACUUAAAACCUGUGCCAAACUAUUUCAGCAAUCAAGUGGAAUAUUUGCCCACAUGAAGGACAUUGUGUUGUCACAUGUGCAGCAAGACCCGACCCCUGACCUUAACCCCGACACUCUGGGAGCACUCAGUGCUCUCAUGUUAGCCCAGGCUCAAGAGGCUAUAUACAGGAAAGCUACAUCAGAUAAAAUGAAGGAUGCUAUGGUGGCCAAGCUGGCGUACCAGUGCUCUGAGCUGUAUGCGGAUACCAUGAAGUUGAUGCAGCUUCACUCCAUCAAAGAGUUGUGGCCCAAGGAGUGGAUCCAGUGUGUAGUGAUGAAGCAGGCAGCCUUCCAUGGCAUGGCAGAGUUCUACCAGAGCAAUGUGGCCAAAGCAAACAAGAGUUAUGGAGAACAAAUUGCCAGGCUAAAGCAUGCCCAGGAGCUGUUGAAUGCUGCUCAGACUCGCGGCGGCCAGACAUUCUGCUUCAGAAAUGAGCAGGGGAAGGUGCAGCGAGAAAUGGAGGAGGCUGUGAAGGACAACAACUUCAUCUACCACGACAAAGUGCCCGACGUGAAGACUCUCCCUAUCAUUGGCAAGGCUGCUGUGGCCAAACCCUCACCUGUUGCACAGAGAUUCUCCACCAACUUCACAGACCUCUUUGAGAAAUUAGUGCCUUUAGCUGUACAUGAUGCCAUGACAGCAUUUGAGAACAGAAAGGCCCAGAUUGUCAACAUGGAGAUCGGGAGGUUGCGAGAAGCUACAAAUCUCAUGAAUGGUGUGCUGACAUCCCUCAACCUGCCUGCAUCCAUCGAGGACCUGGCUGGUGAGAAAGUCCCUCAGUCCCUAACAGAGAAAGCCCAACAGAUGCAGGACCAGGGUGGUGCUUCAUACAUCUCCAAGCUCAUGAAUGAGCUGCCAGCCCUUCUUACCCGUAAUAGGGAGAUCCUUGACGCUACUAUAGCUGAGUUGGACAGUGAGGAAAAGUCUGACACUCAGCUUCGAGAACAGUUCAAAGAGAAGUGGACUCGAACAAACUCAGCCCAACUGACAAAACCUAUGCGAGAAGAGGCCACAAAGUACAGCACUAUACUGUCCACAGCCACCCAGGCAGAUGCUGUUGUCCGGGACAAGUUUGACAAACACAAGGAAGGCAUCUUGUUGCUCUCCAAGCCUCUGGCAGAGCUUGAGGCCUCCCUCCCAGCAGGCAGUGGUGGCAGUGGCUUACAAACCAGCCCUCCGGUGAAGGAGCUACGGUCACUCAUGCAGCAGGUGGAGACAAUCAAAGCUGAGAGAGAAGCCAUUGAAAGCAGCAUCAAGGAUGCCAGCUUUGACAUAGUGUCGUCCUUCAUGUCGGCCCUGGCUAGUGAUGGUCUGGUGAAUGAAGAGAAUAUCUCAGUAGCGGAACUUGACCGUGUGUACGGCCCACUGCGGGAACAGGUGUCAGACAGCAUCCACAGACAGGAGAACCUGCAGGCUAGGAUACAGAACGCCAACACAGACUUCAGCAAUGCCCGGUCCUCCAACCAGUCAGCUGCUGCCAGGGAAGCCAAACUGAAGGAGCUCCAGGCUGCAUACAACAUAUACACUGAACUCAAGGGUAACCUGGAGGAGGGAACCAAGUUCUACAAUGACCUGACUCCACUGCUAGUCAAGUUACAGUCCAGAGUGAUGGACUUCUGCUUCGCCAGGAAGACAGAGAAGGAAGAGUUGAUGCAAGAUGUCCAGAAGCAGAUCGCCAACACCAAGUCCCAACCUGCCCCGCCCACCCCCACAUACCAGGGAGGGCCUGGUCAGUCAGCGCCCCCUGCAGCUCCUGCUUCCAGCAGUUCAGGGGCUAACCGUGUCGCCCCACCCCGCCCCCCUCCUCCGACAACAUCGGGGAUAGGGCAGUCUGGCGUGCCAACAGCUCCUCCUGGUCCCGCCGCUGCAGCGGGGUCAGCACCUCCUCCAGCAGGUGCCCCUCCUGGCACCGCCCCACAUCAGACCCCCUACCCCGCCCAAGGUUACCAGCAGCCCCCAACCCAGAACUAUGCAGGGUACGGUGGAGCCCCUCCUCCCCAAGCAGGACAACCCCAGGGCUGGCAGGCCCCCUACCCUCAAUACCAGCCUCCAAUCGCCAUGCCUGGUUCCUACAACCCAUACAACCCAUACAUGGGCUACCCUCAACAGCCAACCUAUGGACAGGGAUACCCCCAAGCCCCUCAGUACCCUGGGCAGCAGCCACCUGCUGGGUAUGGGGCACAGCCUCCCCAAGGCCAGUACCCUGGAUACCCCCAGCAGGGAUACCCGCAACAGGGCUACCCACCACCUGCCCAACAGUGGCGCUAAGCAUGAUGGGACAUGGCUAGGGGAGAGAACUCUUUUCCGAGUGACAGUUGUGGACAGACCUGUGAUUGUCUUGGCACUUAAUACACAAACAUUUGUUGUGAUCUUUAUCAAAAGUUGGAGAAAAUGUGUUUUAUACUCUGUCAUUGUUGCUUGAAGGUACAUUUGGAAUAAACCUCAUGUACAGCUGUUAAAUAGUAGAUAGUUUAUUUUCAUAAUCUGAAAAUAAAGUGAUCGGAUUAGAGUAAUAUUGAAAGUAAAUCAAUAUUAUGAAAUGAGUAAGAGCUGAUAAUCAUUGUCUUUUCUCAAUUAUUCUCAAUUUAUGCUGUAUUACACUCUCCUUGUCUUGUUUGAAUUAUCUCCCUUUACCACAAUGAAGACACAAGUUAGCAAUAACUUCUGUUAACACUGAAGACUAGUCCAGAGCAUCAGUUGACAGUAUAUAAUCAAUGUCCAGAAAACUCUUAGUAGUUUAAUAUUUUUCCCAUUAUUCAAUGUUCAUCCUCAGAUCUCAACAUCAAAUUUAGAGACAGACUCUUUUUAGUGUUUAAUACUUUUUUUGAAUAUUCAAAUGUUAUUGACAUAGUUUAAAAGUUUGUAUUUUCAGUGAAUGUGACUGAACUUCAUCUCAUCAUGCAGCAUAAUUUUUUAAUCACCCAGAAUGAAUGUAUAUUUUUGUGCUUUGACUACACUUUAACAAUAGCAUGUUGACAUGGGAUAGCUGCUUUUGUUGUUUUACUUGUUUAAUUUUCAAUAGCUUGUCACUGUUUAAUAUAGGCAUGUAUACACUGUCUUUCAUGCCGCAGUAUCAUGAAUUCUUUGGACAACAUUGUGGUUGAUUGGUGUGAUUUUAAAGACACCAAGUCAACUUUUCCUCCAUAAAACAGUUUAGAUUACCGGUAUGUACUUAUUGUGCUCUGAUUACAAGUGCUGCUGGCUUUGUGUUGCUUGUUGUUCUGGUGAAGACUUCAUGCGAGCAGAACCGUUGAUAAUGGACUCUGUACAAGCAUCAGUAUCUUUUUCUUCUCAUUUGAGGAACUGAAUUGUUUAGUGAUGUAAGAGAAUGGUACAUACACCGUCCUACAAUGAUAAAUAAAAUCAGCUGCUGGAAGCAACAGGUGGUUCGGUUUGGGAAAUAAUAAUCCAUUGUUACAGCAUAAAGUUUUUAAUUCAAUAAUUAUCAUCACUACCGUCCCCAAAACAGUAAUGAAAGUUUUGCCUACAGAAUUUCAGUUUCCUUCAACUGUUAGAACUAUGUUUUGUUAUUUCCAAGUUUAAGGAUUAACUUUGUUUUGUAAGUAUGUACAGAGAUGAUGUGUACGUUGGAAGAAGAAGACAUUCUGCAAAGCUGCAAUCAAAGUAUGGAUUUAGAAGCUAAAGUGUCUGAAGACCGAGUCAGCUUAUGGAUUUUAACUUUUUAUUUCAACACAACAUUUCACUAUGCAGGUGGAAGUACCUGUUUGAGCAACUGACAUUUUGCAUCAUGAAGGUAUUUGCACCUGUACCAAAGACAUACAUAUAAUUUACAUGUAUAACGUCUUUAUCUGUACUCAAAUGUAGCAUUGAAACAAUGAAGGAGAAAUCCAAAUCAACUCCGUCAAUAUCAGCUGAUAAGUAACAAUUCCGAUCACCCCUUCAUCAGCUAUGGUUGUUAAGAGUUUUGAUUUGCUUAUCGUCCAGUCUCCCACUUAUAUUUUCUGUGAUGCAACUAUGUGCUCUUAUGCAAACCGUGUGAUGUUACAAUAAAACUCUUCAAUCAUGUCUGUAUAUAUUGGCACACACUAGCCUGUACAUUUCCUAUUGCCUGUAAGUAGGGCAGGGCUAAGCUCUGCCCACUCUGCUAAGCUGAUAUCAGUUUAUGUUGUCAUUUUGUACAUAUAGGAAGUCUAUCAGCAAGACAGGUUUCUAUUAAAUAAUUCAUACAACACAA
This is a messenger RNA of Haliotis rubra (blacklip abalone), 4672 nucleotides long. Its product is annotated as programmed cell death 6-interacting protein-like. The record is from RefSeq and is a predicted model, not a curated record. Gene Ontology annotation, molecular function: protein binding. Gene Ontology annotation, biological process: mitotic cytokinesis. NCBI's taxonomy places the organism in Eukaryota, Metazoa, Mollusca, Gastropoda, Lepetellida, Haliotidae. Gene Ontology annotation, cellular component: endosome.